AUGCCUCGCCCUAGUGCGAAAUGGGGCGACUUAUCGCCAUCGCUGAGCGCACCGAUGCUCGAGGUGAUUGAAGGUCUCGGAUUCGACAAGAUGACACCGGUUCAGGCGGCUACCAUUCCCCUGCUCAUGUCCUAUAAGGAUGUAGCUGCAGAAGCGGUGACGGGAUCGGGCAAAACGUUGGCAUUCCUGAUCCCUUUGCUAGAGCUGCUGCUCAAAAGAAAGCGGAGCGAGCCGUGGAAAAAGCAUGAAAUUGGAGCUGUUAUAGUUUCUCCCACACGCGAAUUGGCCACCCAAAUACACGACGUCCUUUCCGAGUUUUUAAGCCACGAAGAGUUGGCCUGCUUUCGCCAGAAGAUGGUCAUCGGUGGAAAUGCCGUGGAAGACGAUGUUGUUGCGAUCCUGAAAGAUGGUGUUAACAUUUUAGUGGCCACCCCCGGUCGACUGCAGGAUCUUUUCGAUCGUAAGGGAGAUUUAAAUCUAGCCGCCAAGGUAAAGAGUUUAGAGCUGCUGGUACUGGACGAAGCGGACCGUUUGCUGGAUAUGGGAUUUGAGGCGACCAUCAACACGAUCCUCACAUAUCUACCGCGUCAGCGCCGUACCGGACUGUUUUCGGCAACCCAAACUAAAGAGGUUAAGGAUUUGAUGCGCGCAGGUCUCCGCAAUCCGGUGCUGGUGAGUGUCCGCGAAAAGGCAACCACCAGUACACCAAAGCUGCUGCAAAAUUACUACGCCAUCGUUGAGCCGGAGCAAAAACUGGCGGCUUUGCUGGAGUUUAUACGCACCAAGAGUGUGAAGAAAGCGAUGAUGUUCUUUCCGACGUGUGCUUGCGUCGAGUAUUGGUCCGUCGCAUUGGCGGAGCUUGUAUCCUCGAUGCAGGUACUGGCAUUGCAUGGAAAAAUGAAAUCGCAACGUUUCCGGAUACUGAAGUCGUUUCGGGAAGCGGAUAGCGCGUUGCUGCUCUGUACCGAUGUACUUGCCCGUGGUGUCGAUAUUCCUGAGGUGGAUUGGGUGCUGCAGUGGGAACCGCCGUCAAAUGCAGCAGCAUUCGUGCAUCGUGUCGGCCGUACGGCACGCCAAGGAUCAGAAGGAAAUGCACUUAUACUGCUGCUUCCAUCAGAGGAUGCGUAUGUAAACUUCCUGACACGAAAUCAAAAAGUUUCGCUAAAGGAAAUCGAGCUAGAGCUUCCCGAGCAAAGGCUUACCGAAAUCCUCCACACGUUGCAUCAACUACAGCAGAAAGAUCGGGCCACCUUCGACAAAGCUAACCGAGCGUUUGUCUCACACGUUCAGGCGUACAGUAAGCACGAGUGUAAUUUAAUCCUGCGCCUAAAGGAUCUCGAUCUCGGCAAGGUAGCGACAAGCUACGGAUUGCUACAACUUCCCCGGAUGCCGGAAAUUAAGCCACAGUUUAAGGAGUCGUUCCGUGGCCCCGAGCAGACGGUGGACGUUUUUGCGCUAGCUUACAAGGACAAGCAAAAGCAGGCCUCAUUCCAGGACAAGCUGAAAACGUACGCCGAAACAGGCGAAUGGAAAGGUAAAAAGAAACUCAUACGCAAAAAAUCGGUUCCCUGGGAGCUGGCCAACAAGGAGCGUGAAGAACGCAAAGAAAUAAGGAAAAAACGAAGGGAGAAGAAACAAACACGAAAGGCCGCGAUUGAGGCAGGUGCUGUCGUGCCGAUUAAAAAGAAACGAUCCAAAUUUUCACAAGAAGAGCUCGAUGAACUGGCCAACGACAUUCGGUUGUUGAAGAGGGUGAAAAAGAAGAAAAUCACUGAAGAGGAAUACGCAGACGAAAUGGGCAUAAAGGAUGGGGUGGAUGAUUCGGAAUAA
Molecule: messenger RNA, 1830 nt
Organism: Anopheles maculipalpis
Lineage: Eukaryota; Metazoa; Arthropoda; Insecta; Diptera; Culicidae
Product: probable ATP-dependent RNA helicase DDX55 homolog
Exons: 2
Coding region: 1-1830 (609 amino acids)
Cellular component (GO): nucleolus
Molecular function (GO): ATP binding; nucleic acid binding
Source: RefSeq, a predicted model, not a curated record